This is a messenger RNA of Amoebophrya sp. A25, 4914 nucleotides long. The record is from the annotation of a GenBank genome assembly. Lineage: Eukaryota; Dinophyceae; Syndiniales; Amoebophryaceae.
AGUACAUACUCAUACAAUUGACAAUGAUGUUACCCUGUGCCUCCAAUCUUAGAUCAACAAUUCUUGCAACAUGAAUAUGAUUACAAAAACUAAUUAUUCUCUUCAUAUUUCAUGAAUUGGUUAUCGUACUGCAUUUUCGUAACUCCCGUUGCCUCUACGCUUUUGGUACCUACGCAAUUUACCAGAUGUUCUAAUAAAAUUUCGUUUUCGUAACAAAUGUUGUCGGCUUGAUCAUGUCAUUAGAUAGUGCCACUUUUUACUAAUUUGAAAAUUAUGUCAGUACUAUUUUUAUUCAAUAAAGAGUAUGGCCUUGUUAGUGCAAGGAAGUAGGUGAAAACGUCAUCUUUGGUACAUUGACAAUGAUGAAGAAAGCAGGUGUUGCGUCGCGUCCGACCGCGGCACCGAAGGAUGCCAAGGCUGGCGCUGCCAAAGCGAAGGCAUCAGUGAAACCCAAAGUGCCUGCGGUGGCCGCGAAACUCAAAGUUGCAGUGAAAGCACCCGCGACAGCCGCCUCCAACGUGGGAUUGAGAAAGCCAGGACUGCCUGCUUCAGCGACCACUGCAAAGAAAGGCACAGUCGCAGCUUCAAAGUCUCCGGCGAAGGAAGCAAAAACGCCUUCUCCCGUUGCGCAAGCAGGGAAAGCGCCACCGCAAUCGAAGGAAGCAGAAGGCGAGGCAGCAGUGCACAACGGUGUCUUGUCGAAGGAUGACGAUUUGCCUUCUCAAAAAGAUCAAGAAGCUUCUCCGGACAUGGCUAACCCCUCUGUCAAAAGACUUUUUAGGGCUUCCACCCGCGGCCGCAGUGUAGAAGAGCCAUCAUCAGGCGAAUCUGAUGCUGAUAAGGAAGGGCAGACGCGAUCCGUAUUUAUAUUGUUUUUUUUUUCAAUCUGAGCGGAAUCCUCUGAUGUUGUCCUCGCACUCCUUUCUUCUAGGUUUUGUCAACACAUGUGGUGGUCAUACUAGAGUUCUUUCGAAGUAGCAUUGAGGAUUCCCCGUUUUCGUUCGACAGUAUCGCACGCGCGUCAAACCGAGUGCACAUGAUACAGGUUUGCGCGCAUUCUUCAUCUAGGGGGGCAUUCGACGUGUAGCCUAUCAACUUUUUUAGUGACUGGUGAUCAUGGAGGGUUGAUUAAAUCAAUUCCAAUUCUCUGAAUCAAUGAGGCAUGCUUGGCACUCUUGUGGUGCUCAAGAUUGUCUUACCACACCUACAAAAAACCUAACGGAACGUUGUUACAGGAGGAAAAGGCAACGGAUGCACUGAAAGCAUCACGCAGAAGCUCUUUGUAUAAACGCGAACUUGCGGCGGGCAUAUUCCAAGGUUUACCCCAGCCGUCACCACCACGUGCGAGUGCAGUCGGAAUUCCGGGAAACACAAACUUUGUCCCAGAACCGCCAGCCAGACCGUCUCUGCGAAGGGCGUCGUCAGCACCUCGCUUGUCCGUAGCCAAGCGAGCGAGCGUAAGUGGACCUAUCGCGCCCUCGCCUUCGCGAGAACACCCUGGCAUGGUGUCUCCGCCGAGUAUGUCAGUGGACAAGAGUGCGUCGGCACGGGAGAUGCCGCUGCGAAAGUCUCGGCAGGCGACUCACAUAGAAGAAGAUGCAACGCGCCACGGAUCCGGAAAAGGGACCAAGUACGACGAUAUCGCGACGCCAAAGCCGCAGUUUCUGAACUACACUUACGGCAUAAUUGAGAACAGUGACGUUCUUAGAUUAGCAUAUUUGUCGUUGUAUCGUCCUCGGAUUUUUUUCCAUGAAGAUGAAUUGAAGAUGUAGCUGUCAUUGUCCUAAGUAGAGGAAAAAGAAGGCACACUCGAGAUGCUCUGUUCGGGGAUGUUAAUAUGGUAUUUUCUCUAAGAUCUCCAGCUGAAAAAGAACGCAGAAAUCGGUUACCAGAAGAAGCUAAUCAAAAGACAGGAUUCGGCUCUGGCGAAAAAACCGAGCCGCCGCUACACGGUUAUGAAGAGGAAGAUGCUCGAAAAAGCCAUGCGCCGCUUGAGCGAGAUGACGAUGGAGGAUGAGACUGAAACCGAUGAAGAAGGAAACAAGCCAGCGGCCCGGAAUGGUGACGUCCAAGAAUCCGAAGAGGAAGAGGAGGACGGCGAUGGUGAUUAUGAUAAGCAUUUCAGCGACGAAAAUCCAGAACAGGCUGUCACGUUUGAUGAGGCUCCAGAUGACCGAUACGAAGUGCGGCGACGAUCCAAAGCCUUUCGCGCGUCACAGGCGAGUGUACGCAGUCGGUCGAGUACAGUAAGCAGCCUAAGAGAAUUACCGGACGACGGCGAAAGCGUGCAACUUCCGGGUCGCAAGAGCGGGGGACGCAGCGAGAUUCGACCUCGAGUGGAUAAAGGGCCACAGGCUCCUGCAGAAGUCGGAACCGCCUUGGAGACGCUCACAAGACUGUCGCAGGCAAUUGCAGACACAACGGCAGUGCAUCCUGCCGCGGGCGCUCUCCUCGCGAGUUCGUUAUUGGCAAAAAUACACGACUCACGCGACGAAGAUUCCCCGAAGGCUGGCGGCGCUCCCGCCGGCAGCCCAAAAGGUACGAGGAUUCGUUCGUCUUCAGCGACUGUGCCUGCGGACCGGGACCGAAGUUUGUCCACCGCCUCGGUCGCAUCGACGAAGUCACGGGUCGCAUUCGCGCCGUCGCCAGACGAGGAGGUGGACGCCAGGCGGGGAUCCGCAGCCUCGACUGCAUCGACCUCGUCGUCGCGGUCGCGGGUAGCCUUUGCUCCGAUGUCGCCGCGGGAGGAACGUCCGGAGAGACGAAGCAAGUGGGGUCUGGAUCGCUCCGCGAUUGCAAGACGAUCGAGUAGGGGUGGAGCGGCGCUCGAGAUGGACCCCGACUACCAAAGGCUGAUGCGGCGGCGCAGCACGAAGUUGCAACGGAAUACUCAGUACCAAACGCUGAUGCAAAGGGCGACUACUCGUGAGAGCGUCAUGCCGCCAAUGGAUGACACAUCUUCUCGCAGGAGCAGCCGGCGAAGCAGGACCAGUACCUACGGCGAGGAAGUGAACUCGGAUAUCAACAACCUCAUAGGUCGCUUGGAGGCGCUUACGGCUGCGACGGAGUACGUUCUCGAGGAGAGCAGUGAAGAAGACGAGGAUUUGGAAGACGAAGACGAAGACUUUCUAGAAGAUAAACGUCGAUCACAGGUACUACUAUUAAAGGCUUGACACGUCUCCUCUCCUGCGUAAUGAUAGCAGGCGGAAGCUUAAAAGUUUUGAGAGUCUCAUUGCACACUUUUCUCAUUGCACAACUUUGAACACAUUUUUGAGCGACGCCAUAGAGUAUGGUCAAUAUGAAGCACAUUUUUUCAUUUUGUUAGGUGCCCACCGCGAAUAGCGCGUGCAACGUUGGUACAUACGAAAGACAUUCUCUUCGAUUUAACUCUGAACAGGUAAGCAUGUCGGAUGCUCGGCAUUGCGCUGCGGAUAAUGAUCUCACCCGCAUCAGUAACACGUCAUUAGAUCCUAGGCAGUGGGGGAUUGAGAGGAGCAGUUUGCUUGACCGCGUUGCUGAUUUGGCUGAUAAGCUCGAAGACGCGCAAGCGGCUGCGGACGACGAGGAGGCAGUGGACGAGGCGGCGCUCGAGGAUGAGCGUGAAAAGCAGUCGGUGGCAUUCGAUCCUUCAGCCGUGCCCAGAAAAAGCAUCUUGCGUAACAGCACCGCGCCAGUUCCAGGCCUCGCGAUGCUGGACAACACAAUCAGAGAGCAGGAGUCCGAUACGAAGAAUUCCCCGAAAACACCGAAGCAACCCGGUGUCUCUUUUCCCACAACGUCGUGGGCGCACAUGGAUAAGCACAUGAUGCUGGGGGGGCACGACGUGGGAGGCGACACUGCUAAUGGUACAGCCAUGAUGGACGCGUCAAAGGAUAAGCUUCCCGAGAGGUCAUCAGCAAAGCCGGGGCCCGAAGUUCAGCGCGUGAUUCCCAAGGUGGGCGGCGGAGAUCGCACUUUCGCCCCUGCCUACCGCGCCUCCGUAUCACGUUACAGUACCAUGACUACAUCGAAUAUGAUGGACGAGCUUCCCACAUCAAACCUCAGAAAUGGCGGAGUGACAUCGCACGGAGCGGCGGCUAGACAAAACGGACAGAUUAGAGGUAGUAGACAGUCUUUGGCUGCUAGACGAGUCUCGAUUGCCCGUGGCAAGCGAUAUGCGGUCGAAGACAAAGAAGAGGAUUCGCCACGCAGCGCCGAGUCGGUCGAUCGCAAAAGGGUUUCUUUCUCGGCUAGCGACCGCAAUGUUGCGAGUGUCAAGCUCAACCCAUCUCCGGUGCCGCAGGUGAGCAGAGAGAGGGCAAAGUCACCCUUCACCAUCGUGCAUAGACAGAAAGAGGCGCGACCGCGCGGCUCAGCCGAAAUGGGUCACAUGAUGUUGUUUCCUUCCUCGGGGCCAAGGAAGUCGUCGAUGCGGCAUGCCCACUAGACUGAGAAGAACUGUCAGGAGCAGCAGUGUCUUCACUGGCACGUCCGUGACGGCAAAAGUCGCGUCUUUUUCUUUUUGAGCUGUGUUCCUAACAUCUUGCUCUGCCGUUGUAGUAGCCCGAUUCGGUCGAAUACGAAUUGAAAUAUUUAUAGCGCGCAUUUGAUUCCGUAGAAAAAUGAUCUGUCUUGCUUCCUCUAGAUGGAGGUCAAGAGGCACAUUAGAAACUUCUUGGUCAAAUCUGGUUUGAUGAUUUACUUUACGUCGCAUGAGCAUUUAGCUUUCGCAAAAAGAACUUUUUUCCUAAGUACUUCUUGUAUUUGAUUCUAUUCCAAUCAUGGGAUUUUUGGGUAUUGGUUACAAUGAUUUCUUCUGUACUACCACCAUUGCAAAGAUCUGUAGCAAGCAACGCAUACGCAGUUUGGAAAUAACGCAUAAAGAUAGGAGACAGCCUUUGCGAAACUUCUACAAGGUCAAUAUACCGUCUGGAU